Messenger RNA from Nycticebus coucang (slow loris), 1409 nucleotides. It is a transcript of the gene LMO1, whose product is annotated as LIM domain only 1. Gene Ontology annotation, molecular function: transcription coactivator activity; DNA-binding transcription factor binding. The transcript has 6 exons. Gene Ontology annotation, cellular component: nucleus. NCBI's taxonomy places the organism in Eukaryota, Metazoa, Chordata, Mammalia, Primates, Lorisidae. The record is from RefSeq and is a predicted model, not a curated record. Gene Ontology annotation, biological process: positive regulation of transcription by RNA polymerase II. Bases 692 to 1162 code for a protein of 156 amino acids.
CACGCACACACUCUGGCUGUGCUUUUGUGUUUUGUCAGAAUUAAUGAGAAAAGUUCCCGUGCCCUGCGGGGGAAUCUGAGGGGCCCUGGGAAAUGCAGCCUUCACUCUGCUGAGGCGAGCGCGGCCGGCGUGGAGGGAGAAGCGCGCGGCUGCGGCUCCGGCUCCGGCCCGGCCCGGGCAGCGGCUGCUCGCGCGGCUCCGGCCAUCUCAGCCCGGCGGCGGUCGCGCCCCCGGGCCGCGCCGCGCCCUCCCUGCCUCCCCGCCUCCCCUUGCACUCCCUGCCCGCGGGGCUGCUCUCCCGGCGCCGGUCGGUCCGUCCCGGUCGGCGGCUGCGGCUCGCGGGGCGCGGAGCCCGCGCAGGCGGCCAGCGGCAGGAGUCCGAGCCGCGCGUUCCUCUGCGUCCUGCCCGUGCCCAGCUGGAGCGGCCGGGGGCUAUGGUGUUGGACCAGGAGGACGUUCGUAGUUCCUUGCAAUUCUGAGGCACAAAAGUAGGUGAGACUGCUUUUGUAUCCGUGAAGUGCUUCACUCCUGAAUGUAAUUCUAGCUGAGUGCAAUCUAGGUUAAGAGCCGGACAAGCGGGUAAUUAGAGCCCGCUCGCUGCUCGAGGACCGGCCGCCCCGCCGAAGCGCGUCCCGAGUCGGCGCCCUUCUCCCAGCCGAGCCGAGCUGCGGCUGGACACGGAGCGCCCGAGAUGAUGGUGCUGGACAAGGAGGACGGCGUGCCGAUGCUCUCCGUCCAGCCCAAAGGGAAGCAGAAGGGCUGUGCAGGUUGUAACCGCAAGAUCAAAGACCGCUACCUGCUGAAGGCGCUGGACAAGUACUGGCACGAAGACUGCCUCAAGUGUGCCUGCUGUGACUGCCGCCUGGGCGAGGUGGGCUCCACCCUCUAUACCAAGGCCAAUCUCAUCCUGUGCCGACGCGACUACCUAAGGCUCUUUGGCACCACAGGAAACUGCGCUGCUUGCAGCAAGCUGAUCCCAGCUUUUGAGAUGGUGAUGCGAGCCCGGGACAAUGUGUAUCACCUUGACUGCUUCGCCUGCCAGCUCUGCAACCAGAGAUUUUGUGUGGGAGACAAAUUCUUCCUGAAGAACAACAUGAUCUUGUGUCAGAUGGACUAUGAGGAGGGGCAGCUCAAUGGCACCUUUGAAUCCCAGGUUCAGUAACACCCAGCGCCUGGCCCCCUGGCCACCCGCCCAGCUGGCCAUGCUCCUGCCAUGGUAGAUCUUCUCCGUCCUCGAUGGGAGGGACAGCCCUUCUUCCAACACUGCUGCCCGUCUGUGUGUGACCCCUCCUGGGGCCAGGCUGGGCCUGUACAGUCUGUCUUCUGUAUAUAAAUGGGAACAUUUAUUUUAUGAGAAAUGUAAUGCGAUUUUAUUACUGGCGUGGAUUAAACUUAUGAAUGUUUCUGGG